This is a messenger RNA of Chelmon rostratus (copperband butterflyfish), 1345 nucleotides long. RefSeq lists its product as uncharacterized. The record is from RefSeq and is a predicted model, not a curated record. NCBI's taxonomy places the organism in Eukaryota, Metazoa, Chordata, Actinopteri, Chaetodontiformes, Chaetodontidae. The transcript is spliced from 6 exons. Gene Ontology annotation, cellular component: mitochondrial envelope; mitochondrial outer membrane; nucleus. Gene Ontology annotation, biological process: mitochondrial outer membrane permeabilization; positive regulation of apoptotic process. Bases 107 to 652 code for a protein of 181 amino acids.
GAAAAGCGUAGACGGAAGAAGCGUAUUGCACCUGCUUGUCCUCCUCGGCCAGUAUCAGCAUCUCUCCGCUCUCUCUCCCUCCAUCCAGCACCGGCGGCGUUCCAGCAUGUCUCUGUCCGGCUCGCAGACACCAGAGGACGGACUGUACGGCUCCUGGGUCGAGCUGGAGGAGCUGAUCGCAGCCGUGAGCCGCAGGGAUAGUCUAACAGGGCCGGAGGACAGCAUCUCCUCCGCCCUGCAGGGGGAGCUGGAGAGGAUCCUUCUGGAGGCACAGCUUGAGUGUGAGAGGAGUAGAGACAGUCCUCCACAGGUGGGGACUCCACAGUCCACUGGUUCCCCGAGACCCACUAGUGAUCAGGACAGUGACUGUGUGACCAUACAGGAGGAAGGUGAGCGGCGAGGGGACACUGACUGGGUGUGGGAUUGGUCCAGUAGACCUGAAAAUAUGCCACCAAAAGAGUUCGUGUUUCAGCACCCGAAGCAGCAGGGCUCCCUCAGCGUUAGGAAGACAGAGGUGAUGAAGAGAGGAAUCUUCUCCUCCGAUGUUCUCCUCAUCCUCGGCCCCUCACUGCUGGCUUCACACUUGCUCACACUCGGAGUCGGGAUCUACAUAGGAAAGCGAUUGGCUGCUUCCACAACUAGCACGCUGUGAUGUCGGCUGUAGCCCAGUGACCCCGUUUGCUAAGAGUCUGGCCAGUAAGGUCACAGUCCGCCCUCCCUCCUGCACUAAUUUGCCUCCUUCCUUCGUCACGGGGCAACCUUAGGACCCUGCCUGUCUGUACCUCUAUCUCUCUGUUCAUCUGUACGUCUACCCAGCAGCACCAUGCCAGUCUGUCCUUCUGUCAGCCUCUCCGUCAGUCUGUGCAUGUCGUAGGGCCCGAGGAGCGGAUGGAUGCCGACCAAUGAGUCAGACUGAGGUCACUUUUACUCUCCCGGAGAGUAACACUGAUCUCAACCAGCUAAAGCAUAAUCAGAGAGAAGAGAUUGCCCAGAUGCAAGAGAAAGGAGAGAAAGAAUUUUUUACUCAGCUAGAACAAUAAAUCCUUUUGAUAGGUAGAGAUAAAAACGGUUCGUUGGGAACAGUGUGUUCAGACGAAAUGAGAAAGAUAAUAUGUGGUAGCCUUUCGCCCAACCUUUGAAAAGCAAAAUGUCUGUCAUUCGUCAAAAGUAACGACCCCUGUUAGACUGAGCUGCUAAAAGUGGUUCUUGGGGUUUUUCUGCAAUGAUGGUGUUAUCUAAUAUAGAGAGUUUUAGUUGGCCGAGUGAAUGUAGGAGUGGCUCUGGUUGUGCUUUUUGUCCUGUAAACCAAUUAAAUAUCUGACCUCCGACAAAGACAAUCAUUAUC